Dothidotthia symphoricarpi CBS 119687 is the source of this 2418-nucleotide messenger RNA. RefSeq lists its product as uncharacterized. Lineage: Eukaryota; Fungi; Ascomycota; Dothideomycetes; Pleosporales; Dothidotthiaceae. The record is from RefSeq and is a predicted model, not a curated record. Gene Ontology annotation, molecular function: GTPase binding. The transcript has 3 exons. Bases 1 to 2418 code for a protein of 805 amino acids.
AUGGACUCGCCCGUCGACGACCAUGCCUUCCCCGGCGACGCCCCGAAGCCGCGCCAGCUCCCCGCAGACCUCCCCACCUCGCUCGAUGACCGGCGGACCGUGCAUGUCAUGAACGACGAGACGGAGAUGUACGAUGCAUGGCAGGGGCAGUCGCAGUUCCUCACCACGCCCCUGCCUGCCCGCCCGCUGAGCUUCAACCUCUCCCUCGAGGACCCGGCCUUUGGCGACGAAGACAUGCAGCAGCUCGAGGACAGCGACAGUCGCCUGGUGCAGAUGCUCGCACACCAGGCCCGCCUGAAGAACGACAACCUAGGUGACGAAGCCAAGGUCGUCGCCGACGACAGGCUCUCGCCCGACGAGAAGCGCGAGGCACUGCAGGGCCUGUUCACACUGGCAGCUUCCAACGGUGAGCUCGAGCGAGUCAAGCGCUUGUUGGACGGAAGGGCCCGGGAGUACAUCGACAUCAACGGCGUCGACGCCGAGGGCACACCUCCCUUGGUCUACGCGAGCUGUUUUGGGCAUGAGGACGUGGCAGCAGCGUUGAUCGCAGAAGGCGCAGAAGUCGACAGCCAAGACAAGAACCGCUGGACGCCCCUCAUGUGGGCCAUGACCAACCGCCACAAGGACAUUGUCAAGCUUCUACUGGACCACGGAGCCUCAACCGACGUCAAGUCAUCCGCAGGACGAACAGCCUUCGAUUUUGUCGAGCCCAACAGCGAGAUAUCCGACUACCUACACGAGAGCGGAUACGCCAUCGGCAAUGCAGGCGUGGGGGACGACUUCUACAGCUCUGGCUUCUCACAAGACCGCUUCGAACAGGAGAUGCAGGAGAACGAGUUGAAACGUCGGAUGAUGAUGGAGAGCGCGUUCAACCUAGAGGUUGACAUUGGCAAUCUUGGUCUUGACGAACAGCCCGAGUCCCCCGAAGAGGCAGAAGAAGCCCAGCAGUUUGUGUGGGACAAGUGUCUCAACGACCAAAUGUUCGUCUUCCAGGAAAGCGAGCUCGAACACAUACUCGAUAUCAUCAUAACAAACAUGACGCCCCAGCGCUCCCCUUCGCAAAAGCCUGUCCCUGCAAACAUCCUGUUCCUCAGCGCGCGUUAUGCACACUACCAUGCUAGUGCAGAUCUAUUAGAAACACUACUCGUCACCGCCAUGAAGAAAAUUAACGACAUUGUAGAGAAGCAUCAAUGGGACAUGACAGUAUUGGCUUUCUGGAUGUCAAACGCUACCCUACUUCUACACUACCUCAAGAAAGACAUCAAGCUCAUGGGAGCGACGACUGAGUUCCAGCUCCAGAUGGCAGAACUCAUCAAUGAAAUCUUCAUCCUCAUAAUUCGAGACGCAGAACGCAGAAUGGACAAGAACCUGGACCUGGCCAUGCUUGAUCACGAGCCCAUGCCUGGGUUUGAAGAUAUACAGUUUCAGCACGAAUGGAAAAUCUUCCGUUCAAAGCCAAAGGCGAAACCUCCAGAACCACUCGAGAAGCGAUUCCGUCCUCCAUCACCGAAGCGCAGAGCACAGCCGUCUCCCCGAAACCUCACCUCUCUCCUUUCAUCGACGCUUUUCGUCCUUGAUCUGUACGAUGUUCAUUCUGUCAUCACCGCUCAAGUGCUGUCACAGUUGAUCUACUGGCUCUCUGCAGAGAUAUUCAAUCGCAUCAUGUCAAAUCGAAAGUACUUGGCUCGCACAAAGGCCAUGCAGAUACGGAUGAACGUUUCGACUCUUGAGGACUGGGCACGAUCCAACAAUCGCCAACCGGAGCAUUUUGAGAACGGCUCCAUGACCUCCACCGGCGAGAACACCGUGGAAUCCACAAAGCGCCAUGUUGAACCGCUCAUACAACUGCUACAAUGGCUUCAGUGUUUCUCCUCGAUUGGUGAAGAUUUGGAGUCACUCGUCGGCACGAUCCAGCAGCUGACGCGCCUCUCUCCUCCACAGCUUCUGCAUGCUGCGAAGUACUACAGGCCUGAAGUAGGAGAGAAGGGGCUUCCAAAAAGCGCCUCAAAGUACAUUGUACAUCUACAGAAAGCUGCCGCAGAUCGAAAGGCGGCGCGGGGGAGAUCGCCUAAUCCUCAGCGAAAGUCUCUUGAGCCACCGACGACACCCGGCAAGCUCACGUCUCUAAACCCAGUUUCACCUGCACCUCCACAGCUAUCCGAGGACGAGGAUCAGGACGAUCCGCCAGAUGAGCUUCUUCUCGAUCCCUCGUAUAUGCUGCCGUUCUCGCUUCCCACUUCAACUGAUAUGCUCAUCAGCUACGGUGCUGGGUUUGGCGGUGUGGACAAGGAGCGAGAACGAAAAUACAUCCCGACCGUUCCUCCCGAAUUCAUGGCCAAAUUGGAUCUUAGCGGCGGCAAUAAAAACGGUGGAAACUAUUACGAGGACACGCAGUGGAACGACCCAAGCUACGGGUGA